Pseudocercospora fijiensis CIRAD86 is the source of this 3300-nucleotide messenger RNA. RefSeq lists its product as uncharacterized. Lineage: Eukaryota; Fungi; Ascomycota; Dothideomycetes; Mycosphaerellales; Mycosphaerellaceae. The record is from RefSeq and is a predicted model, not a curated record. The transcript has a single exon. Gene Ontology annotation, cellular component: cytoplasm. The coding region runs from base 423 to 3035 and encodes 870 amino acids.
UUAUGCUCCACGCCAGCACUCAUCACUUUGCGCCGCCCAAACUGGAGGCUUAUGCUCUGGCAGUGACACCAUCUCAUCACCACCCAACAUCAAGGCGAUGGACAGCGCUGGCGGAGUGCUGCUGUUUGCUCCUCGUCAAGCCUUAUCGCAAGCUUGAAGGCUGAUCUGCUACCCACUGCCGCUCGGUCCCCCUUCAAUCUCCUCCGUGCACACUGUGACCGUUUGCUGGUCUUCUCACAAGCACGAGCACGAGCACGAGCACAGGGAAGGGCAAACAGCUGCCUUACGAUUUGACGACGUUAUAUGAUCACUCCGCCCGUAGCUCAAUGCUACCGCGAAUAGCGCGCCGUUGGGCACAGUAGCGAGCAUCACGCCCAUAUCACCUCCACUGGCUGAGAGAGACGCCGGAUUGGCACGGCAACAUGGGGAACAGCUCUUCGAAAGACGAGCGGAAGUCGUCGCGGCCCAGUAGCAUCAGGAAUGCAAGCGGUGCUGCGCAACAGCCUACACCAAGCCAAGCUUCUCCAACCUCACAACAUCAGCCCACCCCUGGCGAACGACUUGCCGGACGCAUAUACGGCGCCAGGAAUAAUGGCAAUGCGAGCGCGAGAGCGAGUCGGAAUGAUCUGUCGUUUCUGCAUAUUGGCCGAGCGCGGGAUAGAGAUGAUGAGGCUGCCCAGCCCGAACGGCCGCGGGAGACGAAACAGGAACGUGAGGCGCGGAGGGCGGAAAGAGAACGACAGGCGAGGCUGAAAGAGAGAGAGCGAAGUAUGCGGGAAGAGCAUGUGGAUGGAGGAUAUCUCGUGACAGUGGGCGUCUAUACUGGGCCAGAGGAUUUCAGCAAACCUUUGGUCAGGCAGUUCCAGAUCGAGCGCAGGCUGGCUCCGUUCUGGAAAGGCCUCAACGAUCAUGACGAAAGCUGGACGGAAGCACAACUCUUUGCGGCUGCGAGAGGAUUGCCCAUACCUGCUGCAGAUGAAGUGCCUCCAGAGAUGGCCCGGACGGAAUCUCAGGCUUCCUUCAACGCCCGCGCAUCUGAUGCUAAUAUCAACAGCUUGACAGUACCCAUUGGUGCAAGGUCACAGUCAUACCAAUCUGAGACGUCGGGCCUGCUCUCAGCAUCACAUCCUGCAUUCAGCACCAGCUCCGGCCCUUCGUCACCAACGAGUCCGACCUCCACCGGUUCGCAGCUUUUUCGGGGAAGGGCGAAGACUCUGGCUUCCCUAGCCACCGGCAACAAGAGUCAGUCGCCAGAUCUCACGCCGCAGGAAAUACGACUACCAAACGACCCAUACAUCAAUGGCCAGCCGCUGGAAGCUUAUCUCUACAAGGAUGCCUCCGAAUGUCCUAUCUGCUUUAUGUACUACCCGCCAUUUCUGAACAGAACCCGGUGUUGUGACCAACCCAUAUGCUCAGAAUGCUUUGUCCAAAUAAAGAGGCCCGAUCCACACCCGCCAGAGCAUGAGCAACCAGGACAACAACGACCGCCGGAGGAAGAAGCUGAGAUGCUUGUGUCAGAAGUGGCCGCAUGUCCGUUUUGCGUCACACCUGAAUUUGGCGUGACAUACGAUCCUCCAUCCUUCCGACGUGGCCUCGCAUAUGCGCAUCAAAAUCUACCGAACAACCCGACCUCUCCAAUGUCAUCAUCUACGUCUCUUUCCCCUGGACCUACCAGACGGCGAGCCACAUCUCUCUCAACGAAGGACCCGAAAGUCAUCACGACUGACAUGGUGAGACCUGAUUGGGCCAAGAAGCUGGCUGAUGCACGCGCACACGCGCUGAGGAGGUCUGCUGCUGCGACCGCGUUACACAAUGCUGCCUACGUUCUUGGGAAUCAAGGUGAUGGUCAGUUCCGCACCGGGUUUGGGAUUGGCAGACGACGUAGGACGUUGUUUGUCGAGACUCCAAAUGCCAGUGAUAGUGCCACACCUCAGGAAGGCGAUGGUAGCAGCAGAGAUCUUGUGGGAGGUCGCGGAAGCUCGCGACGAGGGCGUGUCGAAGACCUCGAGGAACUCAUGAUGAUGGAGGCCAUUCGACUCAGUCUGGCAGCUGAAGAAGAGCGCACGCGCAAGGCAGAGAAGGAAGCGGCAAAGGACGCGAAGAAGAAGGCAAAAGAUGCGAGGAAAGAAGAGAAGAAGCAGGAAAAGCUUGCCAAGAAGAAUGCAGGCGGCUCUCUCUACCACGUGGGCACAAAUGAUAGCACAAGCACGUGGGCCAGUACGAGCAUGGCGCGGUCGACCAGUAAUCUUGGCGCCCAGCCGCCGAUACCAGAGGAAUAUCUUCAAGGAAAGGGCAAGCAGCCGGUGCAGGACUUCGCAGGAUUCAACCCGCUGAGCGAGCCGACCUCGACACUGAACAGAUCAGCCAGUCCAGGACACGCCCCUCACCCAUCGACAUCGUCAGCAGACGCGCAGCGGCAUCUCGAAGCAUCUCGAGCAAAUCUGGGAGGUGCUCCCAUACUGGCCCCCUACCGGACAGUACAUCUGCGUGAGACCUCCAAUGUGUCAUCUGCGGCAUCGUCCUUCGUUGACUCAGCUCCAUCGAGUCUCAGAGGCGGCGAUUUGAGCGUGCCUUCCGGGGCUGCUAGUGGCAUAGACGUGACAGCAGGCGCACCGCAAAUCGACGGCAGCCGAUCUGGCACACCCCUGGGCGCCCACACAGGAGAAUCCAUGUUCAACUUCCGCUCCUUAGCAGCAAUGGUCGACGAGGACAAAGCUGGAGCCGACACAUCACAACACAUCGAACACGCCCCCUCAAAAGCCGAAGAAGACGUGAAAGAACCUUCUCCCACGGGAUCCCCUGUCGCUUUACCCGUGCACAUCGAUGGCAAUCGUUCGAGAGGCGACAGUGGAGAAUCUAGUAGUUCCGCCCCUCCGCCUGUAUAUGUUGAGCCCGCUUCUCCCGCGUAUGGGGAUGAAAUUACGCCGGUCCCGACCCGUACGCACCACCAGCAUGAUUCGGAUUUCAAGGAACAUCAUAGCGUGAAGAUUUUGCAUCAUCAUCAUGGCGAUCGGAGGGAGACUGAGUUGAGAUGAAGGAAGGUUCUUUUCAUGACUACAGCAUCGGCGUACCAAAGGGAAGGCGAGCGAAUCGGUUCAUUCUUUCACACCUUGUAGUUUCUUUACUAGACCCGGCAUGGCAUGGGCAAAGAGGAGUCCAUUUUCACGCAUGGCUGAGUGAGAUGAGUAACGAGAGAAAGAGGGGAGGGGGAGAGGGAGGAGCAGAAGAGAUGGGAGAUGGGAGAGAGAGAGAGAUUGUAGGUAUGCAAUGCAGAGAAAGUAUCAGUAUCAGCUUUUGAAC